AUGUCAGUGGCAGUUCAAGAUAGAGAAGAUGCACUUUUAGAUGCAGCAAAUACUCCAACAGCUCCUCCAAGAUAUUUGGGAUUCGUAGCUGGUAUGUUCUCGGGGGUGAUGAAAAAUGUUGUAGGACAUCCAUUUGAUACAAUUAAAGUCAGAUUACAAACUGCACCUGAGGGUAGAUUCAAAGGACCAAUGGACUGUGUCUUGCAGACCUUGAAGAACGAAGGACCUAAGGGGUUUUAUAAGGGGUUCACACCUCCAUUGGUGGGAUGGGUCAUGAUGGACUCUGUGAUGUUGGGAUCUUUACAUUUAUACAGAAGACUUGUAAAAGAAAAUUUCUACCCAGAAGAAAAGAAAUUGCCAUUAUUUGGCCAUGUCGUCGCAGGUCUCGGUUCUGGUUUAACUGUUUCCUUUGUGGCUGCACCUAUCGAACAAUUCAAGGCAAGACUUCAAGUUCAAUAUGAUGCCAAUAGUAAAAUAUAUAGUGGUCCAAUCGAUGUGGCAAGAAAACUUUAUCAAGUAUCAGGAGUAAGAGGGAUUUACUCAGGUUUAUGCUCUACUAUGAUUUUCAGAACUAAUUUCGUAUUUUGGUGGGGAUCUUAUGAAUUAUUUACUCAAUGGUUCGAAAAGAACACUCAAUUAUCUAAACCUUCUAUUAAUUUCUGGUCCGGUGGAUUAUCAGCUUCAGUAUUUUGGAUCUUUGCAUAUCCUGCUGAUGUUGUAAAACAAACAAUCAUGACAGACAGUCCAAUUCGUGCAGAGAAGAAAUUCCCUAGAUGGAUUGAUGCCGUUAAAUAUAUUUAUAGAGAACGUGGGUUGGCUGGGUUUACCCGUGGGUUUGGUCCAUCAAUCUUGAGGUCAUUCCCAGCUAAUGCUGCCGCUUUGGCUGCUUUUGAAGCAGUAAUGAGAUUUUUACAUUAA
Molecule: messenger RNA, 918 nt
Organism: [Candida] anglica
Lineage: Eukaryota; Fungi; Ascomycota; Pichiomycetes; Serinales; Debaryomycetaceae
Source: the annotation of a GenBank genome assembly